Messenger RNA from Manis javanica (Malayan pangolin), 1598 nucleotides. RefSeq names its product abhydrolase domain containing 14B (gene ABHD14B). Gene Ontology annotation, biological process: positive regulation of transcription by RNA polymerase II. The record is from RefSeq and is a predicted model, not a curated record. Gene Ontology annotation, molecular function: hydrolase activity. NCBI's taxonomy places the organism in Eukaryota, Metazoa, Chordata, Mammalia, Pholidota, Manidae. Gene Ontology annotation, cellular component: cytoplasm.
CCGCCCCCGGCCGGGCCACUUCCCUCUUCCCCGCUCCAGGCCCCAUUCGCCGCCAGCACUCGCCUGCUUCCCAUCUGCGCGUGCCCUUGCAGCUCCCCAGGCGUUUCACCAGCACAGUGGCAGGUAUGGCGGGCGUGGAGCAGCGCGAGGGCUCCAUCCGGGUGCAGGAUCAGAGUCUGUUCUUCCGAGAGGCGGCGCCAGGCUGUGGGCAGGCUGCUGGCCUUUCUGUACUACUGCUGCAUGGCAUCCGCUUCUCCUCCGAGACCUGGCAGACCCUGGGCACGCUGCACAGGCUGGCCCAAGCUGGCUACCGGGCUGUGGCCAUUGACCUGCCAGGUCUGGGGCGCUCCAAGGAAGCAGCAGCCCCUGCCCCUAUUGGGGAGCUGGCCCCCAGCAGCUUCCUGGCAUCUGUGAGGGAUGCCUUGGACCUGGGCCCCCUGGUUGUGGUCAGCCCAUCGUUGAGUGGCAUGUACUCUCUGCCCUUCCUCACGGCCCCUGGCUCCCAGCUCCGGGGCUAUGUGCCAGUGGCCCCCAUCUGCACUGACAGAAUCAAUGCUGCGGACUAUGCCAGUGUGAAGACCCCAGCUCUUAUAGUAUAUGGAGACCAGGACCCCAUGGGUCAGACCAGCUUUGAGCACCUGAAACAGCUGCCUAACCACCGGGUGUUGGUCCUAGAGGGUGCGGAACACCCCUGUUACCUUGACAAACCCGAGGAGUGGCACAAGGGGCUGCUAGAUUUCCUGCAGGGGCUGGCAUGAGGCUGGGUCCUGCUGGUGGCGGUGGGCUGCUGGCCUGCUUUGGUUCCCUCCCUCCCUCCGUGGGCUCCUGCUCAUCACGCACAUGCAACAGGUGUGUCUAUCUGGGGUCUUCUCUUUGGGGUCUUUUCCUUUUUCUCUUGCAGUGACAGACUGAGGAAAUUAAAUCAAGACCAAAAAAACCCAAGAAUCAAGGGACGUGAUCCAGGGUAAUCCCUACAGGAGUUUCUCCUGAAGGCUUUCCUGCUGGCUUCCACUCCUUCCUGCUCUGUCCAUCCUCCGCCUCCUCCCUCCUGCCUCCUCUGGAUGUUCUGCAGGGCACUCACACCCCCAUCCUGGCCUCUUAGCCACAGACACAUACAUGCCCACGUGCAUGCUUACACAUUUAGAGCCAUCCGUGUUCCCAGAUAUGACCCCUCACUCGGGAGCAACCACGUGGGGCUGAUGUGCCUGUCUUGUGCAGCUCUUCAUGGCAUGCAUGUGCGUUCUCCGGCCACUCACACACUUGCACAGGCACAAGACUUCCAGCCAUGCAGCACACUGCUGUCUGGGUGGGGCUCCGUGGCCCAGCACUGGCUGGAGACCCUCUGCCGGGCUUAGGGCGUGGCCAGCCCUGAACUCCAUCCACCCACUGGUCGCAGCUGGGCCCGACCAGAAGUGUCCCGAAAAGGGGAGGGCCACCCUUUUAACUCUCAGAUAUCCCUGCUGUUCCCUCCUCCUGGAUGCUUCACGCCUCCCGAGGUUAUUAGGCCUGGAUCUUCUCGGCCCAGCCUGUUGCCAGCUCUGAGGUUUGGGCGGUGGGGAGACAAGUGGAGGUCGGUGAAAUAAAGUGAUGCAAUUAGA